AUGUCACCGAACUCGAACGGCUACGACGUGACGGCUGUUCCAUCAUCGGAUGAAAAUGCUACGGCUGAGGAUGCGGCGCCACAAGUUGCAGAACAACCCGCAAACGUGAAUGCCGCCGUAAAUACCCCAGUUGUGGUUGAUUCAAACGAUGAUGGUACAGUCGCCCAGGAGCUGGAAUUAGAGCACAUGAGGAGUACAUUGGAAGAGGCGAUUGUGGAAACGCGAAGUACGCCUCUCGAAAAUCGACCGCGACUUCCCCGCAUAGCCCUAAGCAAGCGGAAUUGGGCUUUCGUGAGGGCUCUGAACCCAAUGCUGGUGACCUAUUUGGAAGCCAGCCGGGACCUUUGCGAGACGGACUCAAUUCUUUUUGGCGCCGCACUGGCAGUGUGCCGUAUUAUAGGCGCCAAACUUUCCACGGCUGGACGCGCUACUGGACAAAGUAGCGCUAUCCCAGCCUGGAGAAUAAGAAUUGAAGAACGUAUCGCAAAGGCUAGGGCCCUCAUCGGCAGACUGAUAUGCUUCAGGUCAGGCAACAACAGGCCAAGGAUUGUGCGCACCGUCAGGAUGGCAUUUGCUGGGACAAAUGUUAGUUUGUCCCAGCCGGAUAUAAUGCAAAAACUGACGGAGCGCAUAGACGACCUGAAGCAGAGAAUCGCUGCUUGA
This is a messenger RNA of Parnassius apollo (apollo), 663 nucleotides long. Lineage: Eukaryota; Metazoa; Arthropoda; Insecta; Lepidoptera; Papilionidae. The record is from the annotation of a GenBank genome assembly.